AUGGAAGAAGAGGACAACAAGCUCAGCCAGGGGAUAGAUAGCUAUUAUUUAAUCAAUUCAAGCCGAAAAUACAAUCUAUCACAUCCAUCGCCAUUAGAUAAUUUAUUGACCUUAUAUGGUUUAGAACCAGUUGCUAAUUCACUUGCAAGGACAAACCCCGAUGGGUCGAAGGGAGUUAAAUUAAGAAAGUCGUAUAAGAAUCAUAUUCAAGAUUUACCAGGAAAACACCAAAUUCCACCACUGAAACCAGUUCCUGGAUCUUUGUUAGAUCCCUCAAUAUCACAAGCACCAGAUUUGAUCAAGUCUUUGGAUGCAGAUUUAUUAAAUCAAGCGUUAAAGUUUGAAAAAACUUCAAUCAACGGAAUACCUGGUUUUAAUACCUCAGAUUUGGCUAUAAAUGACCAGCAAACAUUAAUGAGAGGUGAUGAUAUGUCGGAGAAUGAUGAAUUUGGGGGCUCAAAGAAGAAUAAGCGUAAGAAGAAGUUGCAGCCAAAUGGUGGUGACAUAAAGAGACAACAUGUAUAA
Messenger RNA from Debaryomyces hansenii CBS767, 525 nucleotides. It is a transcript of the gene MED19, whose product is annotated as Med19p. The transcript is spliced from 2 exons. The record is from RefSeq and is a predicted model, not a curated record. The coding region runs from base 1 to 525 and encodes 174 amino acids. Gene Ontology annotation, biological process: regulation of transcription by RNA polymerase II. NCBI's taxonomy places the organism in Eukaryota, Fungi, Ascomycota, Pichiomycetes, Serinales, Debaryomycetaceae. Gene Ontology annotation, molecular function: transcription coregulator activity. Gene Ontology annotation, cellular component: mediator complex; core mediator complex.